Eurypyga helias (sunbittern) is the source of this 1194-nucleotide messenger RNA. RefSeq names its product probable 28S rRNA (cytosine(4447)-C(5))-methyltransferase. The record is from RefSeq and is a predicted model, not a curated record. Gene Ontology annotation, biological process: rRNA base methylation; maturation of LSU-rRNA. NCBI's taxonomy places the organism in Eukaryota, Metazoa, Chordata, Aves, Eurypygiformes, Eurypygidae. Gene Ontology annotation, cellular component: nucleolus. Gene Ontology annotation, molecular function: RNA binding; rRNA (cytosine-C5-)-methyltransferase activity. The transcript is spliced from 9 exons. The annotation marks the transcript as partial.
UUUAUAUCUUCAUUUUUAUCUCUGUUCCCUCUCAUCCAGCUGAUAAACUUCCUGGAAGCCAACGAGGUCCCCCGCCCUGUGACCAUUCGUACCAACACGCUCAAGACUCGGCGACGGGACCUGGCACAGGCUCUAAUCAACCGCGGCGUGAAUCUCGACCCCUUAGGGAAGUGGUCGAAAACGGGGCUCGUUAUUUACGACUCCUCCGUUCCCAUCGGUGCCACCCCGGAGUAUCUGGCUGGGCACUACAUGCUGCAAGGAGCCUCCAGCCUCCUCCCUGUCAUGGCGCUGGCCCCGCAGGAGAACGAACGCAUCCUGGAUAUGUGCUGUGCCCCAGGAGGCAAGACCAGCUACAUAGCUCAGCUUAUGAAGAACACGGGUAUGGUCUUGGCCAACGACAGCAACGCCGAGCGGCUGCGUAGCGUGGUGGGGAACUUGCAUCGGCUGGGAGUCACCAACGCGGUAGUGAGUAACUGCGAUGGACGCCAGUUCCCCAAGGUGCUUGGAGGGUUCGACCGGGUCUUGCUUGACGCUCCAUGUAGCGGAACAGGCGUCAUUUCCAAGGAUCCUGCCGUCAAAACCAACAAGGAUGAGAAGGACAUCCUGCGCUGUGCUCACCUGCAGAAGGAGCUGAUCCUUAGCGCGAUAGAUUCGGUCAACGCUGCCUCGGAGACGGGGGGCUACAUCGUCUACUGCACUUGCUCCGUCACGGUGGAGGAGAACGAGUGGGUGGUGGAUUACGCCUUGAAGAAACGCAACGUCCGUUUGGUGGCCACAGGCCUGGACUUCGGCAAGGAGGGCUUCACCAGGUUCAAGGACCGUCGCUUCCACCCCUCCCUCAAGUGUACGCGGCGUUUCUACCCCCACACGCACAAUAUGGAUGGGUUCUUCAUUGCCAAGUUCAAGAAGUUCUCUAAUGCCAUCCCCCGGCCUCAGAAAGAGGAAGAACCUGCUGUGGAAGCAGCAACUCCGUCCACUCUCCCCGAUACCGUCACGGAGCCUCAGCCAAAAAAGAAGAAACUCGAGGCGUCAAAAGGUGACAAAGAGCAGAAGUCACCACAGCCCGCUUUGAAGAAGAGACGCUCGUUGCAGGCCCAGAGGAGACCCCUGAAGGCUGGCCGACCUUCCCCCAAAGUGACGCGCCCUCCGGCCCCUGCCGGAAAGAAGCAGAGAGUGAAACUGAACGGACAGUGA